Symbiodinium necroappetens is the source of this 2238-nucleotide messenger RNA. Lineage: Eukaryota; Dinophyceae; Suessiales; Symbiodiniaceae. The record is from the annotation of a GenBank genome assembly.
GAUGGAACGGAAAUCGAGAUCUUCGAGCUGAUGAUGCAAGUCUACCAGCCACCUCCGGGCGACUUGUUGGGGAACUUCAAGCUCCCAGUCUUUGCAGCAGCGAUGAUUCUGGUCAUGGGUGGAUAUCAGUUUGUCAAGCAGAAAGGCCCUUUCGACCCUGGAGCUGCUGCUGCCUCGGCUCAAGUGUGCCAGGCAGAAUUUGCAGCCAUGGGGUCCGCGUGUUCCGUUGCGGUUGCAGGAGCAGUAAAAUCCUGCUCCCUCGAUGACCUCCAGACUGCAAUGGAGCAUCUCAGCAAAGAGUCGCGCAGCAAGCUCGUAACAGCACUGGGAAAACCUGGAAGCUCAAUCAAAGCUUUGCCCGUCACAAGCCCGGCUGCCAUCUUGACUGGAUUUUGGAGACAGAAAUUAGGGCAAGAAGGAUCUGCUCAUAUUCCUAUCGUAAAAGCGGCAGACAUUGCCAUCGUUUCCCGGUCGGAGAAGAAGUUCGACGGAAAGGGUGGGCAUGAGCCUUGGUUUGGACCUACGGCUUUCACGAUCUUUGGAGAGCGGUGGACACUAGACAACUUCCUGGGAGCCGGGGCUUUCGGACAGUCUUAUUUGGCAACCCACGAACCUACGGGGCAUCGCUAUGUUCUGAAGUUCCUCUCGCGGGAUAACGACCGCGAGCUCAGCUUUCUUCGACAAGCGCCAUUUCAGGUCUUUCAACAUCCGAAUGUGAUCAGCUAUGUCGGCAUCGCCACACACAUCGGUCGCGGGUCUUCGUCAUGGGACCCCGCCAGACACAUCGUCGUCAUGGAGGCUAUUCCCAACGGUGAGUUGUUUGACUUGAUCGCUGCUGAGGCUGCGGCAUUGAGUGACGGGACAAUGCGGCGCUUAGUGCACGACAUCAUCAAUGGGAUGUCGGAGUUGUGCAAAUGUGGCAUCACCCACAGAGACCUCAAGCCGGACAACCUCCUUAUCGACGAGAACGGUCACGUUGUCAUUAUCGACCUGGGCUGUGCAAACCUCAUCCACUGGCUUCAAGAAGAAACCCAAGAGCACAAUGAAGAGAGGUCAACAUCACCAGUUCUCAAAACGCAAAGCUCCAAGUUCAUGAGAGAACAAACCGCGGCCGUUGGGACAGACCUGUAUCAUGCACCUGAAUAUGGACAGAAAAUGUACGAUAGUGAGAAAGCUGAUGUAUUCACUGUCGGGAUAUUGGUUUUCCUCUUGAAGCAGCCCAUCCCGCCUUUCCACCCAUAUUUCGGAGGCUUGAAAGUCCUCACAGACGAGGGGGCCAGUUCAAAAUGGUGGGACCGCAAGGAAUUUCAGCAGUUUGCCGAGGCUUCUGAGCUCAAAGCUCUUAUCAACUGUUUAUGGGCACGAAGCCCAGAGAAACGUCCAACAUUUCAGCAGCUUCAGGCUGCCAUGGCAGGUGACGAAGACGUUCUCAAACACUUUCCUGCUUUGGCCUGGUUGUCUGGAGACUUAUCAGGGCCGCUGGACUUUGUGCGAGAGCUUCGCGAGCGGCGCCCAAACCUGUCGCUGAAGUGCACUGGUGUGGUGGAGGCACUGGCCUUGUACGUUCGGAACUUCAGCAAUGCAGAGGAUGCAUUCCGUUCGGCAAAUGCUAGCAAUAGUGGACGCCUUUCAGCUGCUGAGCUCACGAGGAGUUUACAAGACGAAAAUUCAACGAUCACUCCCGAAGGAGUGGCGGAACUCAUGCGCCGCUACAUGUCCCGUGAAGCUCACGACAUGUCUCUGGAUCAGUUCAAGGUUAUGGCAAAAGCCUGGGAAUUCGGAGGCAGACCGAUCGUGCAUGAUGUUGGACGGAUGAACUCACGGCACUUCGCUUUUUCUCCUCGGGACGGUGGUGCAGAAAAAGAGGAAAUUGCAGCAUUCACAUCAAGUAUUUCCGAUGCAUUCAGUGCAGCCGGGUACAGAGUGGAAAAGGUGUCGAACGUCAUUGAUGCAAAGAACUUCGAGAACUCCGCUGCAUUCACCGUCACAAUGGGCAGGGGCACUGAACUCUGCCAGCUUCGCAUCAGUACCUUUACCAUGGACCACAAGCUCGUGGUACAGAGUCGACGGCUGUGGGGCUCGUCUGUGGAAGAGCUGUUGAUGCUGCAGCAGAUGAACAACGACUUGGUGAAGACUUGGGGCGCCCGUGUUCAGCCUCCAGCAGACUUGCUGAAGGAGAUGGCUGACGUCUUGAUGUUCACGCGGGUGGGCUUGUCGGAGGUAUGCUGUCUUGGGUGA